This is a messenger RNA of Rana temporaria (common frog), 2715 nucleotides long. It is a transcript of the gene BARD1, whose product is annotated as BRCA1 associated RING domain 1. NCBI's taxonomy places the organism in Eukaryota, Metazoa, Chordata, Amphibia, Anura, Ranidae. The coding region runs from base 121 to 2520 and encodes 799 amino acids. Gene Ontology annotation, molecular function: protein binding. The record is from RefSeq and is a predicted model, not a curated record. The transcript is spliced from 11 exons.
ACUCCUCCAUACAGCUCCAGUCCUCACACAUGUGCGCCGUGUCCUCCUGGAAGCCCCUCCUCUCCUCCAUCUCCCGCCAUUUUUGAAGUUUCCGCCCGGAGCUGAGUCGCUGUGCUCGCCAUGGCUUUACGCGUCCGAUCCGGUAACCGACCUCCGGACAGAGGGGACCCCGACACGGUCCAGCACAUGGCUGAAUGGAGCCGGACCCGAGAGGCACUUCGGGAGCUGGAGGGGAGACUGCACUGCUCUGUAUGCUUAUUGAUGUUGAAGCAGCCUGUGUGCUUGGGUGGAUGUGAACAUGUGUUUUGUAGGACUUGUGUGGAUGACCAUGUUGGAAAUGAAUGCCCCUUGUGCCACACACCAGCCUGGGUAAAAGAUGUGCAUAUCAACAGGCAACUUGAUAAUAUUAUUCAGCUAUGUAGUAAGCUAAACGGCAUACUGGAUAAAGGAAAACAAGAUGAAAACAAAAUGGAUUUAUGUCAAGAUGCAUCACUCAAAUCAAGCACCACCGAAGGAGAAUGCAAUAAAAAACAGAUAAAGAUGUGGUUUAGCCCUCGUAGAGGGAAGGCAAGGUAUGUCUUAGAAAGAGAAGUCAAUCAACAGAUUCCUUUAAAACAUGAACAGAUUCCAGAAUUGGAAACAUACGAGUUUGUGUCAUCUUCACCUACUAUGGAGCCCACGAAAAAGAAAGAGAAAAAUAAUUCAAAACGAAGAAAAUCCAAAAAGAAGAUACUAGAAGAUAUCAACCAAGAAUGGGGAGUUGGCACACAAACUCAGAACAGUGACGAUGGCAAGGAAAGUAAUGUUUCAAAUAAUAUUAGAUCUGUCUCAUUUUGCAAUUCUCCUGUAGUUUUAACAUCUCCUAGUGAACAAGAAAAUGGCCAAAAAUGUGAUUCACCAAUAAGAAAUAAUCGGACUAGAAAUGAGACCAGCUUUAAAGAACAUGCAGAAACGGAAUCUAAAAAUACUGAAAACCUGCCCGAGGUCACUCUGUUGGAGUCCCAAUGUUCUGUGCCAGUUUCUAACAAUAUUGUAUUUAAGUCUCUAUCUGAGCAAGGCUGUGACGCUAAAGAUGGCGAGGUAGAUGAAAGCAAUCAACAUGGGGAUAAGAAUGGAGUUGAUGAUUUUGAAGACAAAGCCAGUAAUAAAAAAGUUUUACGAAGUGCAAGGCAAAAAAAUGUAACUUCAAAAAGAGAAACUAAGGUCUUAAAACGUAAAGAACGCACAUCUCCUUCUCCAGUUUCCAGUAUCUCAAAACGUUCAAGAAAAGAGCCUCAGAAGCCAGGAGGCAGUUGUAAGUCUGAGAAGAUAGAAAUAAGUGAUCCAAACCCGGAACAACCAAAAUUGCUUUCCAAGCCUUCCACACCCUCUUCUAAAAACAAAGAUGGAAGAAGAACAAGCCAAACUAGCACCAGUAUCCAGAUGUCUCCAAAUAACCUUUCAGUUUCUAAGAAAAACAUCAGGGGAGAGACAUUGCUUCAUGUUGCUUCCAUAAAGGGAGACCUGAAGGGAGUGGAGGAGCUUCUCAAGAAUGGAGCCAACCCCAAUGUGAAAGACAAUGCUGGCUGGACACCUUUGCAUGAAGCUUGUAAUCAUGGACACUCAGAUGUGGUAGAACUAUUGAUGCAGUACCAAGCUCUAGUGAAUACCACUGGCUACCAGAAUGACACUCCUUUACAUGAUGCUGCAAAAAAUGGCCAUGUAGCCAUUGUCCGACUAUUGCUGAGCCACGGAGCAUCCCCAGAUGCAGUUAAUAUAUUCGGUCGGCGGCCUGUAGACUAUGCAGAAACAGAGGCGAUAAAGUUGGCUUUGCUGCAAGCACAGAAAAACAAGGAGCCACUUGUGAAGCUGCCAUGCUCUGGCCUGAACAGACGCCAAUGUAGAGAAGAAGCUGUUGUCCUUUUGGCUAGCGGCCUGUCAGCCUCUCAAAAGACUAAUCUUGCCAAGCUUGCUGCACUUCUAAAGGCAGAAAUCUGCUCUAACUACAACAGUUCAGUAACUCACCUUAUUGUUGGGGAGGAUCCCAUGCUCCGUACCUUAAAGUGCAUGAUGGGGAUGAUAGCCGGCUGCUGGAUCCUUCAAUAUUCUUGGGUGAAGGCCUGCCUAGAGUCACGUGGCCAAGAGCCAGGAGAAGAAGCACAUGAGAUAAAGGGUGGACCUCACAGAGCUCGACUCAACCGAGAACAGCUGCUUCCUAAACUACUGGAUGGAUGUCAUUUUUAUUUCCUUGGAUCCUUCAAAGAACAUAAAAAGGAAGACUUGACGGAGCUGGUCAAAGCUGCUGGAGGACAAAUUCUCAAUCGCCAACCAAAGCCUGAUAGUGAUGUGACCCAGACUAUUAACACUGUAGCUUACCAUGCUGAUGCUGACUCUGAUCAAAGGUUCUGCACUCAGUAUAUCAUUUAUGAUAAGACUUCCAAAUAUGUCCCACGCAUAGUACGCCAAGGGAAGGUCUGGUUUGCGCCCUCAAAUUGGCUUAUUGACUGUAUUACCUGCUUUCAGCUGCUCCCUGUGCAAUAACAAGCCAGGCAGACCCACACAAGAUACAAAUAAAACUGGCUACCUAUGUGCUGUUCCCCUCAACAGUACAUGAAGCAUUUUCAUAUUGCUGACAGUUUUGUAAAUUCUUAAUACAAUACAAAAUAAACAAAGACACUGCAUACUCUGCUGCAAUAACAUUUGAAUAUAAUGUUAAAAACUGAAAGCUGAUGAUUA